AUGGAAUGUGAAAAUCAAACAACACUGAUGAAUUUUGUCCUGUUAGGGGUUCCGUACCCUCCAGAGUUACAUGUCCCUUUGUUUUUGUUUUUCGUGUGCAUCUAUUUGCUGACCCUCCUUAGUAAUCUCCUGGUUCUUUUGGCUGUUGUGUAUGAACCACAGCUACACAAACCCAUGUAUUGGUUCCUCUGUCAUUUGUCUGUCUUGGAUAUUGCCACUUCAACUGUGGUGGUGCCCAAAUUGAUUGCAACUUUUUGGGAAGGCGGAGGCAUCAUCUCUUUUGCAGGUUGUGUCAACCAACUCUUCUUCUACCACUUUGUGGGAUGCGCAGAAUGUUUCUUGUACACCGUUAUGGCUUAUGACCGUUUCCUGGCCAUCUGUCGCCCACUCCAUUAUGGCACCAUCAUGAACAGCAAGACAUGUCUGUGGCUUGUUACGGGUUCCUGGAUUGGUGGCUGUUUGCACUCAGCCAUGGAGACAGCCCUCACCUUCCAUUUGUCUUAUGGACCAGAUAACAAAGUGAACUACAUCUUUUGUGACAUUCCAGCUGUGCUGAAGCUUGCCUGUGCUGACACAUCACUCAACGAGAUGGUGACCUUUGUUGAUGUUGGAAUUGUAGCCAUGACUUGCUUCCUCCUCAUCCUGACUUCUUAUGUGUACAUUGUUUCAGCCAUUCUGAGAAUCCGCAGUGCCGAAGGGAGACAGCGUGCCUUUUCCACUUGCACGUCCCAUGUCAUCAUUGUUAUGAUCUGUUAUAUUCCACUCUCUUUUAACUAUCUUAGACCUGGGGCACAGGAUCCAUUGGGAGGAGUGGUAGCUGUCUUUUAUACCACGGUAAUCCCUUUUUUGAACCCAUUAAUAUACACUCUGAGAAACAAGGAGAUGAAAGUUGCAAUAUUGAGAUUAAAUCGCAGGAAAGCUUAA
This is a messenger RNA of Eublepharis macularius, 924 nucleotides long. RefSeq names its product olfactory receptor 10G6-like. The coding region runs from base 1 to 924 and encodes 307 amino acids. The record is from RefSeq and is a predicted model, not a curated record. The transcript has a single exon. Gene Ontology annotation, molecular function: G protein-coupled receptor activity; olfactory receptor activity. NCBI's taxonomy places the organism in Eukaryota, Metazoa, Chordata, Lepidosauria, Squamata, Eublepharidae. Gene Ontology annotation, cellular component: membrane. Gene Ontology annotation, biological process: G protein-coupled receptor signaling pathway.